AUGAACCUCCACCUCAAGCUUAUCAGGACCAAGAAGUUCUUAAAGGUUUGGAACAGAGAGGUGUUUGGCAACAUCAUCCAGAACCUAAAGGAUGCAGAGCAGACAGUUCUUGAUGCACAGAUUCUAUAUGAUUCUGACCCGACCCCUGCACAUAGAGCCGAUUUCAGUAAAGUGUCUGCAGACCUCAUCAUCACGGCCAAGAUGGAGGAAGAAUUUUGGAGUCGAGUUUGGGGGGCAGGCACUGACAGAAGAGACAGAGAUCAGGAAGUCUGCGACAGCCUUCUUUCAGCAGCUUCUGACAUCGGGCGUGGGGGGGACCUUGCAGAGCCCGACUUAUCUCUUAUCCAUACACUUCCAGACUCAGUUGAUCAGGAGGCUCUAUGUUCGCCGCCGCAGGAUAAGGAGGUUAGAGAUGCUGUGUUUGGGAUCAGUGGUGAUAGUGUAUCCGGGCCGAAUGGGUUCACUUCAUUGUUCUUUCAGUCAUGUCGGGACACUGUUGGGAGGGAUGUGAUUGCAGCUGUGGGAGACUUCUUCAGUGGGGCGUUUAUGCCCCGAAGCUUCACGGCGACCAUGAUCGUCCUCAUUCCGAAGAAGCCUAACUCGGUCACUUGGGGAGAUUUUAGACCGAUCAGCCUCUGCAAUAUUACGAACAAGAUCAUCACAAAGAUCCUUGCCUCGAGACUUGCACCUCUACUACCCCUUGUCAUUGCACCGAAUCAGAGUGGGUUCAUCAAGGGCCGCCUGCUUAGCGACAAUGCUCUUCUGGCUCAAGAGUUGAUACAUGACCUGGUUUUGGAAACGAUGGGAUUCUCACAGACCUGGGUGAAUAUGAUCAGGAGAUGCAUCUCGUCAUGUUGGUUUUCUGUCCUGGUGAGCGGUGGCCCAGCAGGCUUCUUUCAGUCAUCCAGGGAGCUGAGGCAAGGAGACCCCUUAUCACCUUCCCUUUUUGUGUUGGCGGCAGACUACUUAUCGAGAUGUCUUUACAGAUUGAACAAAGGGGAUAGCGAGAUGGUCUAUAGAUGUCGGAAAAAGGCCCCUGUUAUCACUCACCUCUCCUAUGCGGAUGACAUCAUCAUUUUCUCGGGGGCACAUAGCGAGGCGGUGGAGAAGUUGGUUGGAUGCCUGGAUCACUACAUAGCCGUAUCUGGUCAGCUGGUGAACAAUGGGAAGACACACUUCUAUUUGGCGAAUGAGCACAUUGAGUUCGCUGACAUUGUGGAGGAGGUUGGAGGAUUUCAGAGAGGGGCAAUGCCUUUUACAUACCUUGGGGUGCCGAUUUUCCGAGGAGCGAGGAAGGCAGACCAUCUUUUGCCCCUUAGGCAGAGGCUGGUGGACAGGAUCCACAGCUGGUCCCACCUACAUCUUGCUUUUGGGGGUCGUUUGGCUCUGAUUAAGAGUACCCUGGCCGCCAUCCCGCUACACAUCUUACAAGUUAUGAACCCUCUGCUUGGAUUUCUAGACGAGUUGGAACAGAUAUUGGCUAGAUACUUUUGGGGCACAGUUGGAGAGAAGAGGAAGUUGCACUGGAUUUCUUGGAGACAGAUUUGCUUGCCUUGUGAUGAGGGUUGCUUGGAUAUCCGCCGCUUCAGGGAGGUGGCAGUGGCUUUUGGGUUCAAGCUGUGGUGGAGACUGCUAGCUCAGGACUCUCUCUGGGCCCAGUUCAUGACCCAGAAGUUUGGCGUACCUCUCGAUGUGAUAGACCAGAUCAAAGCCACGCCGAUCGAGUUAGGGGCGAAGGAUGUGAGGCGGUGGAGUCUGACUAGCCAUGGCGAGUUCUCUGUGACCUCAGCCUGGGAGAGCAUCCGGACUAGACUGCCGAAGAGGGAGAUUUUUGGUCUUAUUUGGAACCAAGGGUUGACUCCUACCAUGUCGGUGUUCAUUUGGAGGUUACUAUUUGGUAGGAUGCUGGUGGAUGAAAAGUUGCAGAGGAGGGGAAUUGAGUUAGCGUCUAGACAGCGUGUUCUGCGGUCGCUCAUGGUCCUAUGGCAUCCACCUGAUGCACCUUGGGUGAAGCUGAACACAGACGGGGCCUUCUCUACAUCGACACUGGCGGCGGGGGAGGGAGGACUGGUUCGUGGUUCUGAUGGAGGCCUUCUGCGGGCUUUUUGUGCUCCGAUAGCUGCAUCAUCGAGCUUUGAAGCGGAGCUUUUGGCUAUGAUUCGGGUUUUGAUGGAUCAGCUGGGAUAUCCUAACUUUCGUUUCCGACGUAGAGAUGUGGGUUGA
Messenger RNA from Salvia splendens (bonfire salvia), 2223 nucleotides. RefSeq lists its product as uncharacterized. The transcript has 5 exons. The record is from RefSeq and is a predicted model, not a curated record. Lineage: Eukaryota; Viridiplantae; Streptophyta; Magnoliopsida; Lamiales; Lamiaceae. Bases 1 to 2223 code for a protein of 740 amino acids.